CACGCACAGUUCCAUUUAUGAAAAAUUUAGUGGAGAAAAUUUUAGAAGAAAUUAAUUGACAUUCAUUCUUUCCAAAACCAUCAUUCCAUCAUGUCUAGGCUUGAGAUACUCAACAGCGGAUCGCUACGACUAGAUGGAAGGAGACCACACGAAUUACGCAGUCUGGCACUACAUAUCACACCUGAAAACGCACAUUCGGAUGAAUUUGCAUCGUUCAAUUCAGGUACCAACCCAAAAAGUGAUGGAAGUGCAAGGGUAGAACAAGGAUUGACAGUGGUACAUGCAUCUGUAUAUGGACCGCGAGAAGCAAAGCAAAGGUCAAGCACGCUACAUGAUCGAGCGGUACUGCAAUGUGAAGUGACGAUUGAACCUUGGAGUGGAAGAGAUCGUAGGAAGCGCAGUAGAGCAGAUAGAAGGAUAGCGGAAAUUUGUGCAGCAUUAGAAUCUACUUUUGAACCUGUUGUCCAAACUCAUCUUUAUCCGAGAUCAACAAUUGAUAUCUUUGUCUCAGUUGAAAGACAAGAUGGCGGUGUUUUACCUUGUGCGAUCAAUGCAGUCACUUUGGCAUUACUAGACGCAGGUAUCUCAAUGUCAGAUUACGUUGUUGCUCUUUCGGUCGGACUGCAUUUACAGAGCGGGAAGACGCUUUUGGAUCUUUCAUCACACGAAGAAACUGCUUUGCCUCACCUGAUCGCUGCUACUUUGCCGAGAAGCGGAAAGAUUACUUUAGCUCAAUUGGAAACACGAAUUCAUGCAAAUGUUGUACAAGAGAUGUUAGCCGUUGUCGGACAGGCAUGCUCGGUCUUGCAUUCAGAGAUGGAUAUUGCCAUGCAAGAACGCACAAAACAACUUGCAGACGCUUUGGGGGGAAGUGGACUGGGUAAUAGAAAGGAUGAAGCAUUAACGCAACAAUUAUUGGAUUCCGUUCAAGAAGACAUUGAUGAUGAUGCAGAUCAUUCGAUGAACAUGUAAGAUAGAUGACAUUCAUUCGUUAAUUGUAUAGUAUAUCAUGUGCAAGAGCUGUUCCUGUAAAUGCUUUAUAUCCGGAUAAAAGUUGGUUGAGCCGUUGGAGUGCUGCCGCUCAGCAGAAUAAGCCCGGGUCAAGGGACCUUUUCUUACGUAAAUCUUUGUGCCUUGUUUCUUUUUUUUUUCCGAUUUGUGAAAAUAUUAGCGCGGAAGCCUAAGCGGGAAAAAGAAGGGAAGGGAUCGACAAUAAAAACCGUUGAGUGGAAAUAACCUGCAGGAGGACAUUAAAUCCGAAUCGAAAUCGAGAACCGAGCUG
Meira miltonrushii is the source of this 1282-nucleotide messenger RNA. RefSeq names its product ribosomal protein S5 domain 2-like protein. The record is from RefSeq and is a predicted model, not a curated record. The transcript has a single exon. Gene Ontology annotation, cellular component: nuclear exosome (RNase complex); cytoplasmic exosome (RNase complex); nucleolus. Gene Ontology annotation, biological process: U4 snRNA 3'-end processing; rRNA catabolic process; nuclear mRNA surveillance. NCBI's taxonomy places the organism in Eukaryota, Fungi, Basidiomycota, Exobasidiomycetes, Exobasidiales, Brachybasidiaceae. Bases 91 to 972 code for a protein of 293 amino acids.